Rubroshorea leprosula is the source of this 5120-nucleotide messenger RNA. Lineage: Eukaryota; Viridiplantae; Streptophyta; Magnoliopsida; Malvales; Dipterocarpaceae. The record is from the annotation of a GenBank genome assembly.
GAGGAGCUUGAGGCCAUUAACCCAUCUAUGGCUAUGGUGGAAGAUAAUCCUUCGCAGGAUCACGGUCCCAAGAUCCCCUCUGUCCGGCUUAGUCCAGAGAUCACGAUGAGACUGCGGAGCAAUUGGCAGAACACGGUAAUUAUCAAAUUACUGGGGAAAACUAUCAACUAUAAGCUUUUAUGUGCCCGGUUGGGAGCAUUAUGGAGAACUGAAAGUGAGUUUGAUUUAAUUGAUCUUGGAUUGGGUUUUUACACAGUGAAAUUUGCUUCUUUGGAUGAUCGCAAUCGUAUUUUGACUGGAGGUCCUUGGAAAAUCUUUGGUCAUUAUCUUGCUGUGCAACCGUGGCAGCCGAACUUCCGGCCUUCGCAUGCGAAAGCACCAAAAACAGCCAUUUGGGUACACUUUCCGGAGCUUCCCACAGAGUAUUAUCAAGAACCUAUAUUACGAUUGCUGGGGAACAAAGUGGGUCGCACUAUCUUUGUGGAUGAAACAACUCUUUUAGCCACCCGAGGCCAAUAUGCUAAGGUCUGUGUGGAGGUUAAUUUGGCAGAACCAUUGGCUUCUAUGGUGGAUUUCAAUGAUGGUGUUGAUUCGAAUUCCAUGUUUCUUACGGUUGCGUAUGAUCUAAAUAACGUUUGCUUUCAUUGUGGGGAGUUUGGGCACAAAAAAGAUUCAUGCUAUUAUCGGCAGGCACAGCUAGUGACAGAGACCACCCAGCCGAUAACUGGAAUUCAGCAGCACCACGCCCAUACACGUCCCACAACCUCAGCUACUCUUUCCGAACCCUACGGACCAUGGAUGAUAAUUAACCGGAAACCCCGAAGACCAUUAACUAAGAGUGUACAGAGGAAGUCAGCAGAAAUCACUGAGCCUUUGAUGGGCAAUAGAUUUGCAGUUAUUUCCAAUAUGGAAAAAGAAUCCCAAGAGAGGAGUGAUGAACUAAUGACUGUUGAGAGAAUUUCGCUGAAUAUGGCGGCAAAUGAUGAAGUUAAUUUAAGUUUGAAUGAUCCUAAAGGCGACAAGUUGAACAUGGAAGUCAUGCCUUGCGAGUCACCAAGUCAAGAACAGCCCAUUACCCAAUCCCCCACUCCAGUUGGACCAUCUCGCUCUCGGCCUAAAGCUUCAUUUAAGAAGAAGCAAAAAGAGAAGGUGACAAUUGGCCCUGUUCCUAAGGCCCCAAAACAUGUUGCAGCUAAACCUUAUGCCCCGCUCACACGCAAACUGUCUACCCCACCCCCAACUGUCGUUAACUAUGUGUUGGAAAAGGGGCAGGAGCCUUGUAGGGUUGCCCAGACCUGUCUCCGUCAGCCUUUUUCGAACAAUCAGCCGUCAGUUGGGAUUUCAGUUGAUCAGUCAUCACUUAACUUGGGUGAGAAUGCGGAACAUGGUCCAGGAAAUAUUAUUGCUGUUUCUCCAACUUCUAACAUGGCACCCCAAACUGAUAUCUUGACAUCCGGAGUUAAUAACUCCUCCUUUUGGAGAGAUUGUAAAGAGAUGUUAAGAGUGCAAAAGCCUGAUGUAAUAUGCUUUUUAGAGACCAAAGCUGAUUCAUCGUCACGGGCCAUGCAAUUUAUGUUGCAUUUUGGCUAUGAUAAACAGUUCCAAGUCCCGUCGUCUGGGUUUGCUGGCGGACUAUGGUUGUUUUGGAAAUCUUCUAUAGCUAACAUACAUGUUUUUUCAUCCUCACCUCAAGCCAUCCACUGCACAGUUAACAAUGGUUUCGGAGACUGGCUUCUCUCUUUAGUGUAUGUUCGACCUCAGUGUAAUUACAAAGAGGCAUUCUGGGCUGAUAUAGAGUCAAGAAGUGCUUCAAUUUCUUCUAGUUGGGUGGUGAUGGGUGAUUUGAAUGAUGUUCUUUCCUCUGAUGAAGUGUUUCCUCAUCGCUCAUCCAUAUUUCGUCGGGCUCAGCACCUUAAUGAAAUACUGGAUCGGUGCAACUUGAUAUCUGAGGAAGCCUUAGGGUGUAAAUACACAUGGUGCCGUAUACAGCAGGGGCGAGUUACCUUACGGGAACGACUUGAUCGAGCUCUCUUCAAUGUCCAAGCUAAAGCUGAAUUUCAAGGUGCUAAACUUUUUAACUUACCUUGGACCAGUAGUGAUCACCACCCAAUUCUUCUAAACAUAGAUACAGCUGCUUCUUUGGUCCCACAUCACAAGCCUAGGAGAUUUGAGGCUGUGUGGUUAACUAGGGAAGAGUUUCCAACUGUGUUCUCUCGAGCUUGGACUCAGCACCCCACGGAUAUAAAACAAGCCAUCUCUUCCACUAGUGAUGCUUGCAUUGUGUGGGGUAAAGAAUCAUUUGGGGAUAUUUUUAGAAAGAAAAGAUUGUUACAGGCUCGAUUAGUUGGCUUGCAAAAUUUCCCGCGGUACGACUAUUCCCUUAAUUUACAAACUUUAGAAAAGAAGUUGUUGAGUGAUUACCAGCAGGUUUUGUUUGAGGAGGAAGUCUUGUGGUUCCAAAAAUCAAGGGUGGAGUGGAUCGCCUCUGGUGAUAGGAAUACCACCUUUUAUCAUCUGUCCACUAUCACCCGGAGGUGUAGAAACAAGGUUGGGGCUUUGAAAAUUGAUGGAGUCUGGACUGAGGAGCCGCAAAUACUAAAAAACCAUGUUCUUAACUUCUUUGUCCAUCUUUUCUCAAGGUCUAGUUCUACGAACCCUGUCCCUCUUGCUUCAGUUUCCCACCCAUCUAUUGAUGCUUCUGAACACCCCACCCUCAUCAAGCCAGCUACAGAGGAAGAAGUGCGGAUUGCUCUUUUUUCAAUGAAGGGCUUGAAGAGCCCAGGACCUGAUGGUAUACAGGCGUUGUUCUACCAAAGGAACUGGGAUACUGUGAAAGGUACUUUCUUGGAUUUUGUUAAUAAAGCCUUAUCUAAUGGCUAUUUUGAUCCGGAUCUUGCCAGGGCGCAUGUUGUCUUGAUACCAAAAGAGCAUAGUCUGGAUACUGUACAAAAAUUUCGUCCAAUCAGUUUGUUGAAUGUGGCUUAUAAGGUGCUCUCAAAAGUUCUUGUUAAUCGCUUGUGGCCUUAUCUGCAAGAGUUAAUUGGACCCCAGCAGAGUAGCUUCUUGUCAGGAAGGAGUACCACUGACAAUAUUAUUUUGACCCAAGAGGUGGUUCACUCAAUGCAACAACUGCGAGGAGGUAGAGGCGCCAUGGUUCUGAAAAUCGAUUUGCACAAAGCCUUUGACAGUGUAGAUUGGACCUUCUUACGAUCAGUUCUUCAAGACUUCAAUCUUCCAACUGUUCUAAUUGAACUUAUAAUGUUCUCAGUUUCCUCGGUCCAGCUUUCAGUGCUUUGGAAUGGAGAACCUUUGCCUUAUUUCUCACCACAAAGGGGACUUCGACAAGGAGAUCCUCUUUCUCCAUAUUUGUUCAUCAUGGUUAUGGAGAAGCUUGGCCUUUUGAUACAGAAGCAAAAACCACAUUUAGUAAGCUGGGAAACAGUAUGCCAGAGUAAGGAUGCUGGUGGACUUGGUCUCCGAUCCGCAUGGGAGAGUAAUAAAGCUUUUAUGGCCAAACUUGGCUGGAAAUUGCUUAAUAAUGCAAGUCUGCCUUGGUGUGCUACAUUUAAUUCCAAAUACUUAAAGCGAGACAACUUGCUGAAUGUGGAGAUUGCACAAAAAUCCUCACCCACUUGGAAAAGCAUUUUAAGAUGCAGGGAUGUACUUAGUCUAGGCACUUGUUGGAGGGUAGGCAUGGGUGAUCACAUUAAUUUUUGGCAAGAUGUUUGGGUUGGCGACUCUCCCUUGAGAAGUUAUAUUGUGGGGCCAAUUUCUGAGGAGUUUUUAACCAUGACAGUGGCAAGAGCCAUUACGCCUAAUAAGGAAUGGGAUGUGGAGAUGUUAAUGAAUUGGCUUCCCGUCGAAGUUGUUAAUGAGAUUAGAGCAUUGCCUUUAUCUUCUCAAGCUCCACUUGAAGAUGCUAUUUAUUGGGUUGGGACCUCAGAUGCUUCAAGGCAUGAGCUUCAUCCGAGCACUAGAAUUCCCUGGACUUACUUAUUUCUCUCAGCCAUUUGGUUGCUAUGGAAGGACAGAAACAACUUCAUAUUCGCACAUGUUCAGACCCCGCCACAAAUUCUCUGUUCUCAAAUCUUCCAACAUGCAUUCUACACAUCUUUGGCUCCUAUCCAUUCUGUUGAACGACCGAACAGAAAGUUGAGAUGGGUACAGUGGAGACCGCCGGCGGAGGGGAUGCUGAAACUGAACACAGAUGGUUCUCGAUUGAGCGGUUCGGGAAUAGCUAGUGCAGGAGGUCUAGUGCGUGAUUCGGCAGGUAGAUGGGUGCACGGCUUUGUAGCAAACAUUGGGAAGGCUACUAAUUUUAUAGCAGAGCUUUGGGGACUUAAAGAAGGACUGCUUUUAUGUCUCUCUUUGGACAUUCGUAAGUUAGAGGUAGAGCUGGAUUCAAUGACAGCUCUUCAAGCAGUUCAUGCUGAAUGUCUACCAAAUGGUUUGGCCACUGCUUUAAUCCUGGACAUCAAGGCUCUUGUGGCCUCUUUUGAAUUUUGUCUUCUAUCCCAUACACUUAGGGAGGGCAAUUCAGCAGCAGACUUCUUAGCCUCCUUGGGCCACUCUUCACCAAACGGAACGACUUUCUUGCCGCGAACCCAGGAGUCUGGGUUCGUCGCGAUGAACCCAGCUCGUGGGUUCGUUGCGAACCCAAGAGCCUGGGUUCGUCACGAUGAACCCAGCUCGUGGGGCCGUCGCGAUGAACCAAGCUCGUGGGGCCGUCAUGAUGAACCCUGCUCGUGGGUUCGUCGUGAUGAACCCUGCUCAUGGGUUCGCAACGAAGCCAGGAGCGUGCGUUCGCGACGAAGCCAGGAGCGUGGAUUCGCGACGGCACUUCAAGCACAGAAAAAUGUUAGUUGGUUCUUCCAAGAAGGAAGUUGAAUAGGUUUUGUUGGUUCGCGAUGAACCCAAUUGCCUAGAGGUGAUCAGUUUGAUUUUCUAAUUUAGGCCAUUGACAUUGAGUGCUGGAAUUUCAAAUCCUCAAUUUUCAAUUUCCUGAAAAUUUUGCUGCUCUUGGGUUUUUUGUUGUUGGAUGUUUCUAAAGCUGUUUGUUUGAGAAGAACAUGCUUUCUUAUUUUUGGCAGGGAUUGAGAACCCAGCUCGUGCCUGGGUUC